Messenger RNA from Chelonia mydas (Green sea turtle), 3159 nucleotides. RefSeq names its product DnaJ heat shock protein family (Hsp40) member C12 (gene DNAJC12). The transcript is spliced from 5 exons. The coding region runs from base 948 to 1520 and encodes 190 amino acids. Gene Ontology annotation, cellular component: cytoplasm. The record is from RefSeq and is a predicted model, not a curated record. Lineage: Eukaryota; Metazoa; Chordata; Testudines; Cheloniidae.
CUACUAAUUGACAUUUUCUGGUGUGAGAGAGAGAGUGGGAAGCAGAUAUAAGAAGAACAUGAGAGAAAAGUUACUUAGAAUAUUAGUGGAUUCAUAGAUACUAAGGUCAGAAGGGACGAUUAUGAUCAUCUAGUGGAUCUUUGUUUCUGCAUGAGGAGACGCUUAGAGGUCUAAAAUAUUAGAUCUUCAAAUAUCUGAUGUCUCAGACCUGCAUCAAUAGGAUAUAUAAACUGAGUUCCCUGCAGUUUUCUGUGUGAAUUUUGCAGACCAGAACUUAACAAUGGAGACGUCACACAUUGAAGAGCUCAUAAUUUAUUUAUUUGUUUUAUUUUGUUUGCUUUAUUUGUAAGAGUAGGGAUUUUUUCUGGUGAUAUGUGCCACUUUACCCUGGUUCCUACCAUUAUGCACAAAUACAUACACUAUUUCAUUGUACUACUUGGUUGCUACCUUACGUUGGUUACAGAAGCUGGUGUUUUGAGUUUUCAUGAUCUGAUGUCUUUUUUUUUUUUUUUUGGAUAGCUGUACGUAGGAGGAUCACUCCUGGUACUAGGUUGUGAACGACAUUGGAUGUUCAGUAGCAAAAUUAUUUUUCCAUCUUUGCUUAGGCACCAGUUCAGGAAAGCACUGUAGCAUGUGCUUAAGUCAUUUUAAUUCAGGAAAGCUCUUACAGUUAGCUUCACUACAGUGUGACUUUAAGCAUAUGUUUAAGUUAAGCAUGUGCUUUAGUGCCCUUCCUGAAUAGAAACACUUCUCUGAAUCAGAGCCUUAGUUUGAAGGCUUUUUGGAUUAGGACCUUUUUUUUUUUCAAGAUGUGUGUACAGACCUAGCAUACUGGAGACCCGAUCCCUUACUGGAAUCUCUCUGUUCUUCCGCAAUGCAAAUAUUUAUAAAUUAAAUUAUAACAGACUUCACACUGUAUAUUUGUGUGGAUACAUGAUAUUGUGUCUAUGUUAACUUUGUUCUUGUCUCUACAGGUGAAAGCCUCUUCAGUUCUUAGACUGAGGGUUGAACAAAUUCUUGCAGAGUUUAAGGUUAAAGCCCUUGAGUGUCACCCUGACAAACAUCCUGGAAACCCUAAAGCUGUGGAGAAUUUUCAGAAGCUGCAGCAGGCUAAGGAGAUUCUUACUAACGAAGAGAGUCGAGCUUGUUAUGAUUACUGGCGACGAAGCAAAAUUACCAUUCCAUUCCAGGAGUGGGAGGCUCUGAGCAACUCCAUAAAAACGUCAAUGCACUGGGCUGUCAGAAGUAAAAAAGAGCCAAUGCUGGAAGCACCUGAGCUAAAUAAUAGCAACAACAUAACUAAUGACACUUGGGCCCAACAGGCUGAAAACAGUAAAGAUGGAUUGUCAGAUGAGAGAAGGGAGCAAGAUGAUGCUGAGACUUCUGGUGAGAAGCCACAAUCACCAAAGAGUCCAGACUCUCCAAGAUUUUUAGAUGCAAAUUGCUUGCACUUGCGUUUCCGCUGGUCAGGUGAUGCCCCUUCAGAGCUUCUGAGGAAGUUCAGAAACUACGAAAUAUAAAGUGCGAGCCCAAGACACAUGACAGCAUGGAAUUGUCUGCUCAACAGUGCAGUAUUUUUUGUCCAUGGUUAAAAUUUGUUUGUAUCUUGUGCCUGUUCACCAUUAUUUGAAUGUUCCGUUAUGUGGCUUUGUAAUACUGAUCUGUUAUCACACUUUGUAUGAGUAUUUUAGGUGGAAGAAUUUUGAGGGCCAGCCACUAUCUUUAUUCAGUAUUAGCAUAAGUAACAAUUAUAUGCAUAAUGUGGUCCAGUGUUUUAUAUCAGUUUCCUGUGUUCUUCUUUAGUAUACAAUCAGAUGGCUUUUCUGUCCGUAUUAAACAUAUAAGAAUGUAUUGUGCGUAUAUAUUUCUUGCAGGAUGAAGAACUCAUGGUAUUAAAAAAUAAUCUCCCAAACCUGAAUGACAAUGAAUUUUAAAUACAGCUGUGUAUAUUUCUAAAUUAGAUAUUUUGGGCCUGAUACUCCACUGCCUUGCACAUUGUGUAGUCAUUCAGACCUAUGCACAGUGCGUGUAAAACAAGUGUAAAUAAUUGGAGAGUUCCGACUUGGUAAUGUUUUGCACUGGUGUUAGUGACUAAAUGAGAUAGUGGAAAAUCAGGCCCAUUAAGUUUUAACAUGAGCAACAAUUAACAUGAAACACUUUGAUUCUUUGGGCAAUGUUACAAGUUUUUAACACUGUAUAACCUACAUAUAGGAUAUAAUGAUAGUGCUAAAAUGGAUUUGUGGCUUGGAGGCAUUUUGUUUCUUGGGUGGCCAGCUAACUUUACAGCAGCAAAGUUAAGUUACUGCAGGGUAUAUACAUAAAUAUUGACUGUUCUUUUAAUUUCUUGGAUCCAGAUCAUCCCCUGAAGUUUCCUGCCUACCAUCUCUUCAAAUGGGAGAGAUUUGAGGGGGGCCAUGCAGAAGAGAAGGUGUGAAGCCUCCCUAAAACCCAUGAAUAUUUGGGAGCUUCAGGGAAGGUUAACCCAGAUCAACAGAGACAAAGAUGUCUCCUGUCUCUGUGCUUGUACAGGGAAACUAUGCUAUCACUAGCUCAGUUACCAUGUGGUUAGCAGCUGCCAAGGAAACCUUACCUAAAUAUUAUGAUUAUUGUAUCAGAUAAUUCUUUGGCCAAUAGUUGCAAUACAGCUGUGGAGUUAUUUUUGUGUUAUGCAAAAUAAAAUACCGUUAAUGCAAUUCACAUUGUAGCUCUGUAAUCCUGGCACAAAUGAAAAAACUUAUAUGGAACUGGGAACAUGCUGAUAGGGCCAGAGCUUUUUAGAUAUAAAUGGCAAAUUAAUAGUUAAAAAAUGUCACCUGAUGAACAGAUUGAAGCUGAAUGCAAAUAAUGUCAUUAAAAAUUCCAGUCUCAGUAAAAUUGAAGGGUGAGCACAAUUGCUUCCUGUUUGCUUAUUUUGUUCUCAGAAUAUGAUGAUAGCUACAGGUUCAAUAAUAGUAGAAAGUGGCACUGAUGACUAAUACGGUUAUUGAGAAGCUUUAAUUUCCUGAAGUCAAACACUGUUACCUUCCACUUUCAUAUCCAUAAAUGAGGAGAAACCAAGAUUGCUGGCGAUGCAGUGAGUGAAGAUGUUAUAAAGCUGAUGCAAUGACAUAGCAAAUGAUAAAAUGACUCACAAUAAAAGUUUCAGUCUUUCAGAUGCUG